Glycine soja is the source of this 855-nucleotide messenger RNA. Its product is annotated as copper transporter 5-like. The coding region runs from base 130 to 576 and encodes 148 amino acids. Gene Ontology annotation, biological process: copper ion transmembrane transport; intracellular copper ion homeostasis. Lineage: Eukaryota; Viridiplantae; Streptophyta; Magnoliopsida; Fabales; Fabaceae. Gene Ontology annotation, cellular component: plasma membrane. The transcript has a single exon. The record is from RefSeq and is a predicted model, not a curated record. Gene Ontology annotation, molecular function: copper ion transmembrane transporter activity.
AGCUCAGUUAAUUUUCUUAUUCCUUGUACUCUGUGAACAACACCCUCGAAAAUUUCAAGGAAAAUUUCAACACAGCGUUUUUUUCUUCACGUUGUUGUGUGUCUCUCUGAUAAUUUUUCAAGAGCGAAAAUGAUGCACAUGACCCUUUACUGGGGCAAGAAGGUGACGAUCUUGAUCGAUUCAUGGAAGACCGAUUCCUGGACGAGUUACGUCCUGAGUCUACUCGCCUGCCUCGUCGUUGCCGCGUUCUAUCAGUACCUCGAGAAUCGCCGGAUUCGCCUGAAGCUCCUCGCCGGCGACCGGAGGCCCUUGCCGGCGCCGGAGAUCCGCACCCCUCUUCUCCGGUGGGGCGUCGCCGGCGGCGACAAUGCCAGGUUGGGCGUCAAGUUCGCGGAAGCGGUUCUGUUCGGGGUGAACUCUGCGAUCGGGUACUUGUUGAUGUUGGCGAUCAUGUCCUUCAAUGGAGGGGUGUUUUUAGCAAUUGUGGUGGGUCUCACCAUUGGUUAUUUUUUCUUCAGGAAUGAGGGGGAGGAUGAUGCGCUUGUUGUUGAUAAUAAUUCUUGCGCAUGUGCUUAGUUUUAUUUUUAUAUUGACAGAUUUAAUAAUUAAUAUGUUUUGUUACUGGGAGAUUCUAACCUUGGCCUUCUUAUAGCUCCAACCACCAAAACAACUUAUGACUCCCUUCCGUGUGCUUAGUGUAUUGUAAUGUGUUUCAUGUAAUUGUCUAUUUGUGAAUUUGGAUUGGUCUCUAAUUCUCUAAGAUCUGUUGUGUUGUGUAAUUUUCUGUGUUGAUGCACGUGUAAGUUUGAGUUAUGUAUGAUCACGGAAUACUAUUAUGAAUGGGGAGUUUUAAUC